This is a messenger RNA of Cricetulus griseus (Chinese hamster), 1917 nucleotides long. It is a transcript of the gene Pex19, whose product is annotated as peroxisomal biogenesis factor 19. Gene Ontology annotation, biological process: protein import into peroxisome membrane. Lineage: Eukaryota; Metazoa; Chordata; Mammalia; Rodentia; Cricetidae. Gene Ontology annotation, cellular component: peroxisome; peroxisomal membrane. The record is from RefSeq and is marked provisional.
GCAAGAUGGCGGCCGCUGAGGAAGGUUGCGAUGCUGGGGUCGAAGCGGACCGGGAACUGGAGGAGCUUCUGGAAAGUGCUCUUGAUGAUUUCGAUAAAGCCAAACCCUCCCCAGCACCCCCUCCUACCACCUCGGCCCCCGAUGCUUCAGGACCCCAGAAGAAAUCGCCAGGAGACACUGCCAAAGAUGCCCUCUUCGCCUCCCAAGAGAAGUUUUUCCAGGAACUGUUCGAUAGUGAGUUGGCUUCCCAAGCCACUGCAGAGUUUGAGAAGGCAAUGAAGGAGCUGGCUGAAGAAGAGCCCCACCUGGUGGAACAGUUCCAGAAGCUCUCAGAGGCAGCUGGGAGAGUGGGCAGUGAUGCAAACUCUCAACAAGAAUUUACUUCUUGCCUAAAGGAGACAUUAAGUGGGCUAGCCAAAAAUGCCACUGACCUUCAGAACUCAGGCAUGUCUGAAGAGGAACUGACCAAAGCCAUGGAAGGGCUGGGCAUGGAUGACGGGGACGGGGAUGGGAACAUCCUCCCCAUCAUGCAGAGCAUCAUGCAGAACCUCCUGUCUAAGGAUGUACUGUACCCGUCCCUGAAGGAGAUCACGGAAAAGUAUCCAGAGUGGCUGCAGAGUCACCAGGAGUCUAUCCCUCCAGAACAGUUUGAGAAGUACCAGGAGCAGCACAGCGUCAUGGGCAAAAUAUGUGAGCAGUUUGAGGCAGAGACGCCCACAGACAGCGAGGCUACUCACAGGGCUCGUUUUGAGGCGGUGCUAGAUCUCAUGCAGCAGUUACAGGACUUGGGGCAUCCUCCAAAAGAGCUGGCCGGGGAGAUGCCUCCUGGCCUCAACUUUGACCUGGAUACCCUCAAUCUAUCGGGCCCACCAGGUGCCAAUGGCGAGCAGUGUCUGAUCAUGUGAAACACAACACGUUUUCCUCCCUGAGUCCCAGACCUGGGGAACAUCUGGAGUCAGCAGAACUAUUGGGAACUGAGGCAGGAAUGUCGUCUCUGGGAGCUGGCUGCCCCACACUCUCCAUCCCAUUCAAGACUGUGCCCUGCCAGCUGCGGAUCUGCUGAAUCUGCUCUGUAGGCCAUUUCUGUGAGCCUUACUCCAUCAUGUGUUCUGCUGUUAGAAACAGGCCAGCUCAUUGCCCCGUAAAGGAAGACAUCACUUCUUCCCACUCCCAAAAAUAAUGGUCUAUAUGGCUGUACUCAUGUUCCCCUUUAUUCCCAGGGACUUCGUGCCUUGUUUCUACUCCCUCUCUUGGAUCUGGGGAGCAGGAGCUGAGUCCUAAGACUUUGUGUUUGUUUCUAUUAGGCAGGGCUUCUGGGAAUGAGGAGAAAAUGUAGCUUACCCUGGGGCUGUAGGUUUGUCACCACAUCUCCUUGCCUUCAUUUCGAGCUCUCUGAAGGGAAAGGAAUUUUGCACUUAACCUGUGGUCAGGUUGGAAGAGAAGCCCUGGGCUUUUCCUGUCCCUAGGUGCUGCCCACUUAAUUCCCCUUUCUUCCUGAGAACUCAAGUUGCUACCUACCUUGGUUCUUUCAACAGCUCUGGUUUGGGUGAACCCAGCUCUUGACCUUCCUUGGCCCCUUGACUGUCCUCUUACCUCCUCUCGUUUUAGAUUCUUAUUUUACUCCAGCCCCUCUGAACCACUGUGACUGAUGAAGGCCAAUCUUGUUCCCUUUCAUCUACUCCUGUGUCAUUCUCUUCCCUUCCCUUCCCUAGACCCUUCCCUUCCCUGGCCAACACGUAAUUGUAGUGUCAGAGCUGGUAAAUGAGUGGCCAUGCUACCCAGAUACAUUCUGGCUUACUUGAGACAUCAGAUUCCCUAGAAUCCUUGGUUCAGGAAGAUGCUUGGGAAUGGGGUGCAGCCUGAGUCUUUUUUCCUGCAAGCCCCAGGGGACAGUAUCUAAUAAAUACUCUGAGCGCA